AUGGCAGAAGAUAAAGUGAGUAAUUGUGUUGAAGGUGAUGACAAUGAAAGUCAGAAGGAGGAGAGGGCAAAGUGGGACAAUAAAUUGCAAUAUGUGCUGAGCUGCACUGGAUUCGCAGUGGGUCUGGGAAAUGUGUGGAGAUUCCCAUACCUGUGCCAGACCUACGGAGGUGGAACCUUUUUAAUUCCUUAUAUUAUUGCGCUAAUCCUUGAGGGAAUUCCAUUGCUUCACCUUGAGUUAGCAAUUGGUCAGCGGCUCCAGAGGAGUAGUAUUGGUGUCUGGAUGUCCAUUUCCCCCUAUCUGGGAGGCGUGGGCAUUGCUGCCAUGCUCACAUCCUUCCUGGAAGGUCUGUACUAUAACACACUCCUUGCGUGGACACUCUGGUACUUUUUUAAUUCAUUUGAGGAACCACUACCCUGGAAAUAUUGUCCUUUAAACAACAAUCAAACAGGGUUUAUUAAAGAGUGUGAAAAGAGUACUUCUGUAGAUUACUUCUGGUACAGAGAGACCUUGAAUAUCAGUCCUGGUAUUAACACCAAUGGAGGUGGCCUGCAAUGGUGGCUGGUUUUGUGCCUUAUUGGCGCUUGGUUAGUUGUGUACAUUUGCAUUAUAAGAGGGAUUGAAAGCUUUGGAAAAGCUGUUUACUUCACUGCAACGUUCCCUUACCUUGUACUAGUCAUUCUCAUGAUACGUGGAUUAACGCUGCCUGGGGCCAUCGAUGGUUUGAUCUACCUAAUUAUUCCAGAUUUGACUGUGUUGAGCCAACCGAGAGUGUGGUUAGAUGCUGCGACCCAGAUCUUUUUCUCAUUGUCUUUGGGUAAUGGAGGACUAAUUGCAUUGUCCAGCUAUAACUCACUGAAGAAUGACUGUGAGGUGGAUGCUGUGUCAGUAGCUGUUAUUAACAGCUUUACUUCUAUCUUUGCCUCCAUCCCCAUCUUCGCCAUACUUGGAUUUAAAGCAACUAUGGGGUAUAGAGAUUGCUUAAACCACAAUAUAUUACUUAUAUCAAAUGAAUUUGAUAUACAAGAUGGAAAUAUUACAAGAGAAAAUUAUAUUAAUUGGUUAAAUGAUCUGAAUGCUACCCAUGAUGAACAAAUCCUGUCUCUCAGUUUGAAGAAUUGUGACCUACAGAACUUUCUGAAUCAGGGUGCCUCAGGUACUGGACUGGCAUUCCUUGCUUUCACUGAAGCCAUUAUCAGAAUGCCUGCCCCUCAGGUAUGGGCUGUCCUGUUCUUCAUCAUGCUCUUCACUCUGGGUCUGUCAUCAAUGUUUGGCAUCAUGGAGGGCAUUCUUGCUUCCUUGUUGGAUCUGAAGGUGUUUCCAAAGUAUGUUCCCAAAGAGAUGAUUACAGCCAUAGUAUGCCUGGUGUCCUUUUUGAUUGCACUUAUUUUUACCACCGCAUCUGGGAAUUACUGGCUGGCGAUUUUUGACAAAUAUGGAUCCGCUAUACCUCUUUUGAUCAUAGCCUUCUUUGAGCUCGUCGGAGUUAUUUAUGUAUAUGGCAUGCCCAAAUUCUGCGAGGAUUUGGAAUUAAUGACUGGUCGAAGACCCAAUUGUUACUGGCAUAUAACCUGGAGGUUUAUUAGCCCUGUCCUGUUGUUCUCCAUCUUUGUGGCAUACCUUGUUGUUGAAUUGCAGCAUCAAUUAUCCUAUGAGGCAUGGAAUCCUGACUACGCGGAGUUCCCUAAGAAAGAAGAGAAGAAAUAUGCAGGCUGGGUAAUCUUCAUGUGUGUUUUCCUGAGCAUAUUGCCAACAAUGUUUAUCCCACUUACAGCUCUGUAUCAGUUGAUCAGAUCUAAAUGUGGAAUCUGCCAAAGAGGAAAUCCGACAGACAAUGCAGCUUUAGAGCUGUAAAGAAUUCCAUCCGCCGUAGA
This is a messenger RNA of Amblyraja radiata (thorny skate), 1874 nucleotides long. RefSeq names its product sodium-dependent neutral amino acid transporter B(0)AT3-like. Gene Ontology annotation, biological process: nitrogen compound transport; amino acid transport; sodium ion transmembrane transport. Gene Ontology annotation, cellular component: plasma membrane. The transcript has 12 exons. The record is from RefSeq and is a predicted model, not a curated record. Bases 1 to 1854 code for a protein of 617 amino acids. Lineage: Eukaryota; Metazoa; Chordata; Chondrichthyes; Rajiformes; Rajidae.